Messenger RNA from Helobdella robusta, 4031 nucleotides. RefSeq lists its product as hypothetical. NCBI's taxonomy places the organism in Eukaryota, Metazoa, Annelida, Clitellata, Rhynchobdellida, Glossiphoniidae. Gene Ontology annotation, cellular component: nucleus. Gene Ontology annotation, biological process: regulation of DNA-templated transcription. Gene Ontology annotation, molecular function: chromatin DNA binding; histone binding. The transcript is spliced from 25 exons. The coding region runs from base 1 to 3813 and encodes 1270 amino acids. The record is from RefSeq and is a predicted model, not a curated record.
AUGAACCUAUUUGAUGAAGAGGUAGAAGAGGAAGAGUUGGGUCAUGCUGAAACAUACUCUGAUUACAUGCCAACGAAAUUGAAAAUGGGUUGCAAGCACCCUGACCCAGUAGUUGAAUCAGCAAGCCUGUCAAGCGUCGAAUCUCCUGAUGUCACAUACUGUUUAUCAAUUCCUGAUAUAUGCAUUGAAAGAGGUUUGCUUUCUGCAGUGCAGUUGGAGUCGAUAACUUAUGCUUGCCAGAAACACGAAAGUUUGUUGCCUAAUGGAGAAAGAGUUGGUUUUCUCGUAGGAGAUGGUGCCGGUGUAGGCAAGGGACGAAUGAUUGCUGGCAUCAUUUAUGAAAACUACCUUUGUGGCCGAAGAAGAUCGCUCUGGUUUGUUCUUGUAUCAAAUGACUUGAAAGUAGAUGCAGAGAGAGACUUGAGAGAUAUUGGAGCUUCAGAGAUUGAGGUUCAUUCGCUAAAUAAGUUCAAAUACGCAAAAAUAUCUUCUCGAAUAAAUGGAAAAGUUAAAAAGGGAGUAAUAUUUGCGACGUAUUCCUCUCUUAUUGGAGAAAGCAAAAUAAACAACAAGUACAGGACCAGGUUAAAACAACUCAUACAGUGGCUCGGCAAGGAGUUCGAUGGCUUGAUUAUUUUUGACGAGUGCCAUAGAGCUAAAAAUUUGUUUCCAAAUGGCUCUUCAAAGCCAACAAAGACAGGCCAAACUGUUGUUGAAUUGCAAAACAAACUGCCCAAGUCAAGGGUUGUUUAUGCAAGUGCAACUGGUGCGUCAGAACCACGCAACAUGGCCUACAUGGUGAGAUUGGGUUUGUGGGGACCUGGUACACCUUUCAGGGAGUUCAGUGACUACAUUCAGGCAGUUGAGAAAAGAGGUGUUGGUGCCAUGGAGAUGGUUGCCAUGGAAAUGAAGCAGAGAGGCACGUACGUAGCAAGGCAGCUGAGCUUUAAAGGGGUUUCAUUUCAUGUUGAGGAAGUGGAGAUAUCAGAGGAGUACAUCAAUGUCUACAAUAAAUCUGUACAACUUUGGGUAGAAGCUCGGGAUAAGUUCCAACAAGCAGCUGAAUUGUUGGGAAUAGAAAAUCGAGUCCACAAAACAAUGUGGGGCCAGUUCUGGUCAUCACAUCAGAGAUUCUUCAAGUACCUCUGCAUUUCUGUCAAAGUUCAACACUGUGUCAGUCUCGCCAAUGCUGCAAUAGCCAAAGGCAAAAGUGUGGUGAUAGGAUUGCAGUCAACAGGUGAGAGUCGGACGCUGGAGAUGGUAGAUGAGAAGGGAGACGAGCUCAAUGAUUUUGUUUCCACUGCCAAAGGAGUAUUCCAGAAGUUGGUUGAGUCUCAUUUUCCGAGCCCCGAUAGACAAGGAGCUGUGGAGUACUUCACGAAUGGAGGAUUGCCCCUGUCAAGCACAGUAAACAAUGUGAACAGUAGAACAUCUUCACCUUCAGUUAUGGCCAGCAACAAGAGGAAGAAGAUGAAAAUAAACAGUUCAGAUGAGAAUGAAGAUGACGAUGAUAAGUCAUCAUCAUCUGAUGACGAUGACGACGACGAAGACGAAGACGAGGAUGAUAGUGACAGAUCAGAAAGUGAUUCAAAUCCCUUUGCAAGAGCCUCAGAUAGUGAUGAUGAUGUUCCUUGGAUGAGGAAGUCAAAUAAGAAGAAAAAAAAGAAGUUGAACAAGAAAAAGGUGAAAAAAAAUAAAAAGAAGAAAAAACGUUCAGGCAAAUCGAACGGCAAAUGUGAUGAUGAUGAGGAUAAUUCUGGGAGUGAGGAUGAAAAUAGCGAUGAAGAUGAUGAUGAGGAUUAUGAUAAAGAUAACAGCGUUGAUAAUUAUGCUAACGUUGAAAAAGUCUUGAAAUUGAAACAACAACUGUUGGAUAAGAUAGAACUUCUAGGAAGAGUUUUGCCCGCCAAUGCACUGGAUGAUCUUAUUGACAAGUUGGGAGGAACAUCUCAUGUUGCCGAGAUGACUGGUCGAAAGGGUCGCAUUGUGUGUCUGAAAGAUGGAACAAUCCGAUACGAAAGGAGGAGUGAGAUGGAUGUCCCACUUGAGAUAAUCAACCUCACUGAGAAGCAGAGGUUCAUGGAUGGCGAGAAGGAUAUCGCCAUUAUAUCGGAGGCAGCCAGUUCUGGCAUUUCCCUGCAGGCUGAUCGAAGGGUAGCCAACCAAAAACGGAGAGUCCACAUUACUUUAGAGUUACCCUGGAGUGCCGAUCGUGCCAUUCAACAAUUUGGGCGAACUCAUCGAUCCAAUCAAGUUAGCGCUCCAGAGUAUAUCUUCCUCAUUUCAGAGCUUGCAGGGGAAAGGAGAUUUGCUUCCACUGUGGCAAAAAGACUUGAGUGUCUUGGAGCGCUGACCCAAGGAGAUAGAAGAGCCGCCGAAACUAGAGAUCUCAGUCAGUUCAAUAUUGACAACAAGUAUGGUCAGACAGCGUUGGAAGCCGUGAUGAAAUCAGUCAUAAGUCAUGACAAUGCUCUCGUCCCAACGCCUAGUCAUUAUUCUGGAAAUUUCUUCCAUGAUGUUCAAAAAAGCCUUGUGGGUGUUGGACUCCUAAAUCCUGCUCAAACUGGGUUUUCAUUGGACAAAGAGUCAUACAACAUCAGCAAGUUCUUGAACAGAAUUCUUGGAAUUGAAGUUGAAACUCAAAAUGCAUUGUUUGAAUAUUUCACAAGUACGAUGAAAGCCAUUGUGAUGAAGGCUAAAAGAGAUGGAAAGUGGGAUCUUGGCAUACUUGAUUUAGGCUCAUCGGGAGAAAAAGUUGUUGAACAGUCCUGCAGAGAUUUUCAUGGAUUAUUUUCUGGAUUUAAGACAAAAGUGACCUUGAACAAAAUCAGUGUUGAGCGAGGUUUGAGCUGGGCUGAUGCAGAGCGACUCUCCGAGUUACAUAUUGGAAAUGAAGAUGGCUUCUAUGAGUCUAAACAGAGUUUUGUUGACAACCGACGCUUGUACGUCUUGGCGCUCUCGACAAAGCGUCAGCAUCAUUCUUAUCAACAUAAAAAGGAACUGUUGUUCAAGAUUUACAAAGCGAACACAGGUUUACAAUCUAAUUUAUGGACUCUGCAAGAGCUGAAGAAGAAGUUCAACAAGGUGUUUGAUGCUGAAAGAGUCAAGCAGUCGUGGGAGGAACAGUACAACUUCUCAGAACACCACUGCCUUCAUGUUUUCCAGUAUGGUCAGUGUCACAAGGCCUCGACUUGUGAGAUAGGUAGGAGAUCAAGGAUAUAUCAUGUGCUUAGUGGCAGUGUGUUGAGUGUGUGGACCAGUGUUGAGCGUGUACUUGCUUCUCUGCCAACUGGGCAGGCCUCGAGGAUGCAAAUCAUUCGUUUGCGAACCACUAACAAUAGAAGGAUUGUUGGUACGCUGAUCCAUCCAGCAGCCAUCGAGCCACUGACUCAACUCCUGUCAUCUGGCAGGAUAGAGGACAACCAUCAGCAGUCAGCUUUGCCAGCGGUUCAGCACCAACCAUCUGCAUCUCUGUCCAUGAUGUCUGUCAGGAACAACAUGCCCAACAAUUUUCACAGCGCAUCAAAUUUAUUGAACCUCCAACAGAAUCAACAACGUCGUAUGUUACUGCAACAGCAACUAAGACCUCAGUCUACACAUUUACAGCAGCAGCAGCAGCAGCAACAACAACAACAACCAUUGUUGCAACAGCAGCAGCAGCAACAACAACAAUUGUUGCAACAGCAACAACAGAACAAGUCACUCCAGCAACAGUAUUCACAGCAACAACAGCUUCUACAGCAACAGCGAUUACGAACAACUCUACUACUCAAUCCGCAACACAAUCCAAGUUUCAAUAUUAAGUUUAGAUAGUAAUUGUAUUACUUUCAAUGUCAGGUCAUUAGCACGAUUUGUGCAAAUUUUAUAAACUGAAAUAUUUUUGACAGUCACAUGGUUGAUAACUCAUGUUGAUAGCCUGUAUAAAAAUUUUCUGUACAUUAUUGCGAUAAAGUUCUCAGACUUAUAAAUUUCUAUCUUUUUUUACAGUUUUUUUUUAUUUUUCAUCAUAACCGAAAUAAGUCCAUGUAAAA